Molecule: messenger RNA, 761 nt
Organism: Rhododendron vialii
Lineage: Eukaryota; Viridiplantae; Streptophyta; Magnoliopsida; Ericales; Ericaceae
Product: dual specificity phosphatase Cdc25
Exons: 3
Coding region: 119-511 (130 amino acids)
Cellular component (GO): nucleus; cytoplasm
Molecular function (GO): protein tyrosine phosphatase activity
Source: RefSeq, a predicted model, not a curated record
AAAAUAUAGGGUUUAACACCAUCGCUUACCCCAAUAAUCAAGGAACAAACUGGUCUUCUCUCUUACAGGCCAGAGAAGAAGCAGCAGAAGCACAAGAAGAAGAAGGAGAAGAAGAAGAAUGUCUCGGAGCAUAUCGUACGUCACAGGUUCCCAGCUUCUCUCUCUAAAGCAUCGCCCCAAUAUCGCCGUAGUAGAUGUCAGGGACGACGAGAGGAGUUACGAUGGGCACAUACCCGGUUCGCUCCACUACGCGAGCGAUACUUUCUCCGAGAAGAUUCCCAACCUCGUUCAAUCCGUCGCGGGCAAAGACACCCUUGUCUUUCACUGCGCCCUCAGCCAGGUUCGUGGCCCAAAGUGUGCACGAAGAUUAGCAGAUUACCUUGCCGAACUGAAACAAGACAUGGGAAUAAAGAACAUUUUGGUUUUGGAACGUGGUUAUAACGGCUGGGAAGCCUCUGGUAGGCCUGUUUGUCGAUGCACUGACAUCCCAUGCAAGGGUGAUAGCGCUUAGAAUCUAUUCAACUACAUCCUUGUCAAGCGGGGAUCAGAUAUAUAUACACACUAUCUGCUGAAUGCACAUCUAGAAGAAUGAUUAUAUUGCUACGCAUAAGGAUGUAUGAUUCGUUGUGGGUGACCAUAGCCGAUUAUAUAUGUGAAUUGCUUCAAGUUAACUCGGUUUUCGGAUUGUUGUAUCCGAGGCUGGUUUACUGAAAGAUUUCUCCAAGUUUAUUUAAAUAUGACUGGUGUUGUUUGCCUCUAAA